AUGAAGAAUAUCCUUUUAUGUGUUUGCCUUAUUAGCCUGGUCUUAGGCUAUCCUGUUCCUGACUCUCAAUCUGACAGCUCACAGAAUGUGGAGGGUGGCAGUAGGUCUUCAGAAUCCAGUUUAAGGAGCUCAGAACAACAGUAUGACUCAAGUAAGGAGACAGCUGUUGAUCGUCAAACGGAUGAAGUUAGUGGUGGACUACAUGAAGGCACUGUAGACCAAGACCAUAUUGACAGCAUAGAUAUUGAAGAACAGCUGAUAGGCAUUGAUGAUGAAGAUAACCAAGAAGACAUUAAACCUACUCACUCCAAGGAAUUACAUGGCAGCCAUGAAGAUGAUAAGGAGACAGAAUCCACUGAACAUGCUACUGCAGGAGAUGCUGAUGAUGAGAAUUAUGAAUCUGGGAGCCCUGAAGACACACCUGACAAUGUCACAUCUGAUGUUUCAGAAGGUGGAAGUGACCCAGAGAAUGACAGCAAACCUUCAAGUGCCAAUAAUCAGUUAAAACAUGAUCUCAGCAAAGCAGGAUAUGAGCCUGGUGACCACCCUGAUUUUGAUGAUAACCAUGAAGAUGAUGAAGCCAAUGACACUGAUGAAGAUCAAGAGAAAGAUACUCAUGAUGAUAAAGAUGCUGAGGAUGAUGACUAUGAAGAUAAUGUAAGUGUCAAAGCAGGGGACAGCACAGAGACUAAUAAAGACUGUGGCUAUGACAAUAAUGAAAACAAGGAUACAAAUCUUAAAAAUAACUUUAUCAGCCAAGAGUAUAGCUAUGAAUCCAAUGCAGACAACAUGCAAAAUGAUGAUUCAAAUACAUUACUAAACUCUAACAGUGACCUCAGUGUUAACAAGGAUGUUACUAGUACCUCUCUUGAAAAAAGCAAAGACGUAACAAGGAAUAUGAAGAAAGAAAAGCAGAAGACAUCAAAAAAUUCCAAAGGUCCAAAAGGCAAGGGCAGCAAAAUUAAAAUCCUGAGCAAUUCUGACAUGCACAACAGCAAAUCUGGGGAGGAAAAGCAAGUGUCAGCAAAACGCAUGGGCUUAGAAAACAGAGAUUCUAAAAAAACAAGUGGAUUAGAUACAGGGGUGCAUAGUGAACAAGAGCAAUCAAAGGUUUAUGAUAGCCACUCAAAUGAAAAUAUUGCUUCCAAAGAAGAACUUAACUCAUCAGAAGACCCUGACUCACCAGAGGACCCUGACUCAACAGAGGACCCUGGCUCACCAGAGGACCCAGCCUCAUCAGAGGAACCUGACUCACCAGAGGAACCUGACUCACCAGAGGAACCUGACUCACCAGAAGACUCUGACUCCCCAGAGGACACUGAAUCACCAGAGGACACUCACCCACAAGAGGACACUGACUCUCUAAAGGAAACUCACUCAGCAGAAGAUGCACACUCAAUAGAAGACACUCAUUCACUAGAGGAAACUCACUCAUCAGAGGACACCCACUCGCCAGAAUCUAACACUAACUCAAAGGAAGAUGUACAUUUAAAAGCAGGUGAUAAACAUUCAAAAGUGGGCACUAGUUUGUCAGUAGAAUAUUCUAGUCCCUCAAAUGAGGAUGCCUCCCAGUCCAAGGAGUCAGAUGAAGACAUUACCAAGUCAGUAGAAGAUAUCACAAUUUCAGAAGAGAAUGUUAGUAAAUCAAAAGAAAAUAUUGGUGUGUUUAGCCAUAGUGAAUCCAAAGAAACAUUGGUAAUGAAAAUAGACCAUGAACAGUCAAUAGAAACGGGAAGCAAAAGCAAAUCAGAGGAAGAAGACAUUCGUGACAAAUCCAUAGAAGACAAAAGUGAAUCAAGGGAAGACACACAAAGCAAAGAAAACUCUGAAGAUGUGUCAGCAAAUGACAGCAAAUUAGAUGACUCUGAUACCACAUUAGAGCAUGGAGGAAGCAGUGAGUCAAAAGAGACCAAUAAGUCCAAUAAAUCUUUUGAACUAAGGUCCAUUGUGCUAGGAAAUAAUACAUUGCCUGACAGUAAAUCAUCCAGCAAAUCAGCAGAAAUCUCCAGUGUUUCCAAAGAUGAGACAGAAGAGGAAAAUGACUCAGACUCAGCAGAGAAGGAUAACAAAGACAUCACAACAUCAGAGAGUGAUGAGAGCCAAGAAAGCAGUUCCAAAGAAAGCGAUGAUGAGACAGACGAAGUAAGAAAUAGAAGUGAAUCCAGUGAUUCAGAGGAAGAUAUCAGUAGAGCAUCAAAAAGUUCUGAAAUUGAUAGUAGAAGGUUAAUGUUUGAUUUUUUCAACAGGAAAGCAAUUGGGAAUGAUAAUGACUGUCAAGAUGGUUACUAG
Molecule: messenger RNA, 2289 nt
Organism: Nanorana parkeri
Lineage: Eukaryota; Metazoa; Chordata; Amphibia; Anura; Dicroglossidae
Gene: DMP1
Product: dentin matrix acidic phosphoprotein 1
Exons: 5
Coding region: 1-2289 (762 amino acids)
Source: RefSeq, a predicted model, not a curated record